This is a messenger RNA of Olea europaea var. sylvestris, 747 nucleotides long. RefSeq names its product expansin-A10-like. Gene Ontology annotation, biological process: plant-type cell wall organization. The transcript has 3 exons. NCBI's taxonomy places the organism in Eukaryota, Viridiplantae, Streptophyta, Magnoliopsida, Lamiales, Oleaceae. Gene Ontology annotation, cellular component: extracellular region. The record is from RefSeq and is a predicted model, not a curated record. The coding region runs from base 1 to 747 and encodes 248 amino acids.
AUGCAUUUUCUUUUAUUGGUUUUCUUUUUAUCUUUCCAUAACACAUACGCGUAUGGUGGCGGCGCCUAUGGUGGUUGGAAAAGUGCCCAUGCAACAUUUUACGGAGGCUCCGAUGCUUCCGGCACAAUGGGUGGUGCAUGUGGAUAUGGUAACUUGUAUAGCCAAGGUUAUGGGACUAAUACUGCUGCAUUGAGUACUGCCCUUUUCAACAGUGGGCUGAGCUGUGGUGCCUGCUAUGAAAUGAGGUGCAAUGACGACCCGAAGUGGUGUCUUCCGGGAACUAUAACCUUCACCGCCACCAAUUUCUGCCCACCAAAUUAUGCAUUGGCCAAUAACAACGGCGGCUGGUGCAAUCCACCUCUUCAACACUUUGAUCUCGCUCAGCCUGCAUUCUUGAAAAUUGCACAAUAUCGUGCUGGAAUAGUACCAGUGGCGUAUAGAAGGGUUCCAUGUGAGAAGAAAGGAGGAAUGAGGUUCACCAUCAAUGGCCAUUCUUACUUUAACUUGGUGUUGAUAACAAAUGUUGGAGGAGUAGGAGAUGUGCAUGCAUUGUGGAUCAAAGGGUCACGCACUGGUUGGCAAAAAAUGUCAAGAAAUUGGGGCCAAAAUUGGCAGAGUAAUUCUUACCUAAAUGACCAAAGUCUUUCUUUUAGAGUUACAGCCAGUGAUGGCCACACAGUUACCAGCUACAACGUUGUACCAGCAAGCUGGCAAUUUGGACAAACUUUUGAAGGAGGCCAAUUUUGA